This is a messenger RNA of Microdochium trichocladiopsis, 1143 nucleotides long. RefSeq lists its product as uncharacterized. The coding region runs from base 1 to 1143 and encodes 380 amino acids. The transcript has a single exon. The record is from RefSeq and is a predicted model, not a curated record. Lineage: Eukaryota; Fungi; Ascomycota; Sordariomycetes; Xylariales; Microdochiaceae. Gene Ontology annotation, molecular function: oxidoreductase activity, acting on the CH-OH group of donors, NAD or NADP as acceptor.
AUGACGAUACCAUCUUUUCUUGCCGGGGCCUUGCUGGCCAGCACCACCUACUACCCCGACCAUGUCCACGCUCUACUCGCAAAGCUGCCCGCGGCAUUACUCGCCCGACUGCACCUGGUCGGCGAUGACGUGAGCACGCUCCGGUUUGUCCUCAAGGUUGUUCUUGCUCUGGACCUCCUCCGAACGGCCAACCGCAUCCUGAACAGGACGGCCACGAACCACUGGCGGAUCACUGCCCAGCCGGGCUGGCACUGGCCAAACGAGGUCGCCGUGGUCACAGGCGGGUGCAGCGGCAUUGGACAGAAGCUGGCGUACGGUCUUCUCGAGAGGGGAGCUACCGUCAUUGUGCUCGACAUCCAGGAUAUGCCCGCCGAGAUGCGAGCGCGAGCAGAAUCACUCCGCCCCUCGACGACUUUUGCGUCGGCUUCGAAAACCCCAUCGCCCCAGAGGCUCUUCUACUACAAGUGUGACAUCACCUCGCCCGAGUCUGUCCAGGCCGCAGCGGCCGCCAUCGCCGCGGAGCCGGGCAUCCGCGGCAGCGGACCGAGCAUCCUGAUCAACAAUGCGGGCGUGUCUCACGAGCUGCCCAUCCUCACGGUGCCCCUGACCCAAGUGCAGCGCAUCUUCCAGGUCAACACCGUCUCGCACUGGACGCUCGCGCAGGCGUUCGUGCCGGCCAUGGUCGCCGCUAACAAGGGCCACAUCGUCACCAUCGCGAGCCUGGCGUCGUACGUUGCGCUGCCCUACGGCGGCGCCUACGCUGCCACCAAGGCCGCGGCACUCGCCUUCCACGAGGCGCUGAGCUGCGAGCUCAAGCAUAUUCACGCAAGCCCCGGCGUGGUGUGCACCGUUGUGCACCCAAACUUUGUCGACACGCCGCUGACCGAGGGGUUUGCCGACAAGCUGCAGCACGGGGGCUUACCGCGGAUGCUGACCAGUCAGCAGGUCAGCGACGCAGUGCUGGAGCAGGUCGUGCAGAGACGCAAGGGGGGACAGGUGUUUGUCCCCAGUAGUGCGUGGUAUCUGAGCAUGCUGAGGGCUUGGCCAAACUGGGUGCAGGAAGUCAUUCGAGACACGCUGGGCAAGGGCACGGCGAAGCAGUUUGGUAGAGUCACGGCUGCGGAUCUCGCGGCUCAGAGGUAA